This is a messenger RNA of Armigeres subalbatus, 1523 nucleotides long. RefSeq names its product methyltransferase-like protein 17, mitochondrial. Lineage: Eukaryota; Metazoa; Arthropoda; Insecta; Diptera; Culicidae. The record is from RefSeq and is a predicted model, not a curated record. Bases 53 to 1414 code for a protein of 453 amino acids. Gene Ontology annotation, molecular function: structural constituent of ribosome; methyltransferase activity. The transcript is spliced from 6 exons. Gene Ontology annotation, biological process: translation. Gene Ontology annotation, cellular component: mitochondrial small ribosomal subunit.
UCAACGUGAGGUUUGUUUAUAAAUAAAAGUAAAAAUAUAUUUAUAUUGAAAAAUGGCAAGUUUUAUAAUAAAAAGGAAUAAAAUGUUUCAUUGUUACCUGCAGCGUUGUCUAUACACGACUCGAAGUAAACUCGCCCCGGCUUCCGUCACUCUGGACGAAUCCACCGAUCAAGCACUGGAUGCCGGUAAGUUCAAGCCAAGGCAACACGAAGGCAGGCUAACGACUGGAUGCAUCAGCGUUCCAGAAUCAAUUGUCAGUGCUAUACUACGAAGCUGCAAAGACCAUCCGGUGAAAGCACUGCAGGCCGAAGGAAUAAAGCUGGACAAUUUUUUACGAUCGCGUAAGGCGCCACUGGAACACAAUGCAAUAAGGCAGAAGAUCAAAGACUUGCGACAGUCCGUGGGUGAAGACUUCAAAUCCAAACUGGAUGUAUCGACGAUGUCAGAGGAACGUAUAACCUACAUCAACACAGUGAUUGAGGCUCAAGCAAAGAAGCGAGCCAAACAGCAAAUCUACGCCUGGAAACCGAUCGUCUACAACCAAUUUAAAAGUUUGCAAUAUUUGCUAGGCCGAUCAGCGGCAGAGUAUGCCGUGUUAAUGCGGAUAUUUGACGAAAUCCGGCACCGGGACGCGGAGUUCAAACCGCGUAGUUUUAUUGACUUUGGGUCUGGUGUUGGAACCGGUACGUGGGCUGUGUCCACUUUGUGGAAGGAUCACAUUUUUGAGUACGUGUCGAUUGACGCUUCCGCCGAAAUGAACGAACUGGCGGAAUUGCUUAUUCGUGGUGGCGAAAUUAACAAGGCCAUGAGUUUGAGGACCGUUUACUACAGACAGUUUCUGCCAGCAUCGCGCAAUAGGUACGACAUCGUGUUGAGUGCGUUUUCGCUGUUCGAGCUUCCAUCGAAGAAGAAUCGUCUGGAAGUUAUAGAAAAUCUGUGGAACAAAUGUGACGGCUAUUUAGUUCUGGUAGAGCAGGGCUCGUAUGCCGGAUUCUCAUUGAUUGAGGAAGCCAGGGAAUUUCUGUUGGAGAAAUUUAAAACCAGCGAAGUUGCAUACCACAUAUUUUCACCGUGUCCCCAUCAACAGCAAUGCCCUCGCAUGCAGUUAGAUGACGGCACACCGUGCAAUUUCGAAGCAAGUUACAAUCCGUUACCAUUGGGCAAAACAGGCGAGGUCUCCAAAUUUUUGUACUCCUACGUUGUGUUUAAAAAGGGAGAGCCAUGUACCCACUAUCCCCGCUUGGUUAGGCAAACAUUGGUGAGAUCGAAGCAUUCGAUUUGCAGAAUGUGUACUGAAAACGGAAAGUUACAAGAGAUAAUUUUCACAGCUUCAAAACAUGGGAAGAAUUUAUAUCGAUGUGCUCGGGCCAGUAAAUGGGGUGACCAAUUACCAGUAAAAAUAAAUGAAGUAUAAUUUAUGAAAUGGUAAGAAAAUGUUUGUACAAAUAUUAUGUAAAAUUUAAUAGAUGGUAUACUUUCUAAGAAGAAAACUUUGAAAUAGAAAAAAGUAUCAAACAUUAUAA